AUGUAUGCCGCUCAGAAUAUAACGCCAACAGUUUUGGAUGCCAUGAACGGAAAUGUUUCCGAAUGGUAUAACGAAUGCGACAAUGCCAUUAGAAGGUCAGAAAUAGUUCCUGGAACUUACGAAUAUACAACUGCUGUUUCUUAUGGAAACGUAGGUGAGUUUGGAGAAGGUUCUUCAACAACAGUAGAUAUUGCUUGCGACAGGUUUCAUAUUAUUUAUAUUGACAACUCAUUCUUAUACGUGGAACAAGACAUUGAAAUAAAACCUUCUGCCAAGUUGUCUGACAAGAAAGGUUGCAAUGGAAUUUUCUAUGUCGGAUACCAGACGGAUGCAACUCCUGCUAAUGCGCCAAAUAAACCCAUUUCUUAUAGGGUAAAAAAUGACGAAUCCGAACAAGGACCCCUAUGUUUCUAA
This is a messenger RNA of Trichomonas vaginalis G3, 414 nucleotides long. RefSeq lists its product as uncharacterized. The coding region runs from base 1 to 414 and encodes 137 amino acids. NCBI's taxonomy places the organism in Eukaryota, Parabasalia, Trichomonadida, Trichomonadidae. The transcript has a single exon. The record is from RefSeq and is a predicted model, not a curated record.